Messenger RNA from Pseudophryne corroboree (corroboree frog), 1567 nucleotides. RefSeq names its product pancreatic lipase-related protein 2-like. Gene Ontology annotation, biological process: lipid catabolic process. Bases 136 to 1512 code for a protein of 458 amino acids. Gene Ontology annotation, molecular function: triacylglycerol lipase activity; protein binding. The transcript is spliced from 14 exons. Lineage: Eukaryota; Metazoa; Chordata; Amphibia; Anura; Myobatrachidae. The record is from RefSeq and is a predicted model, not a curated record.
UUGGGUCAGCUGCUGUUUAGGUGUGUUGGUGACUGUCUCAGAAAGCCAGAAGUCAGUUGGCAGGCGAGCAGUAAACCAGACUGUGACAUCGUCCCGGUUGUAUUUGGAAGUCGCACACUGUAGCGCUACACAAAGAUGAUCCCUGUAUAUGUCGUGCUCUUAUCCAUGGUCGCAGCUGUACAAGCUGAAACCAAAUGCUACGAAAACCUUGGAUGUUUCACAAAUGACGGUCCAUAUGGAGACUUACUGCUGAGACCAUUAUCUAUCUUUCCUGAUUCUCCAAAAACUAUUAACACCCGAUUCCUUCUGUUCACUGUGGAUAAUACCGACCACUAUCAGGUUGUUAGCGCAUAUAAUCUCUCCUCAUUGCGGGAAUCAAAUUAUAACUGCAGCAGAAAGACGAUAUAUAUUGUGCAUGGAUUUAUUGAGAAAGGCACUGAUCCCUGGCUGGUUGGUCUGUGUCGGGUCAUUUUACAGCGGUACGACGUGAACUGCAUCUGUGUGGACUGGAGCGGGGGAUCCUAUGCUCUCUAUACGAAGGCGGCAAACAAUGUCCAAGUCGUUGGGGCAGAGAUUGCACAUUUUAUUAACGUUACCAUGACUAACUUGAGCUGCCCCCUGGACAAUACAAUCCUCAUCGGACACAGCCUGGGAGCUCAUGCCGUCGGGGAAGCUGGAAAGAGAAGGCCGGGUGUGCCGGUGAUAUUUGGUCUGGACCCCGCUGGACCAUUCUUCCAGGAUACUGCUCCGGUAGUUCGUCUUGACCCCACGGAUGGUCUACGUGUUUACGCUAUCCACACAAAUAGAGGUCUUCUUGGGAUAGACCAAUCAGUGGGACACAAAGAUUUCAAUCCAAAUGGAGGACGAAAUCAGCCGGGGUGUAGCAUACUGCAGACUACUCUUGACCUCGUUAACUAUCAACUUUCCAACUUGAGCACUGGGGCUUUGAAUAUUUUUAAGUGCAGUCAUGUCGCCAGUGUCAAGUUGUUCACAGAAUCAGUCAUCAACCCUGGUGGUUUCAUGGCCUACUGUGCCGACGACUAUCCCUCAUUCACGGCUGGUGCUGGAUUCCCUUGUCCCAACGGCAGCUGCACACUAAUGGGCUACAAUACAAGAGACGAAGGUGACGCAACCUGCCAGAACUAUUAUCUGAAUACUGGACCUGAACAUGACUAUGAACGCUGGAGAUACAAUGUCACCCUUCAGAUCACCGGUAGCGCAGUCCUCGGAUCUCUACAAGUCACUCUGUGUAAUCCUUCCAAUUGCUCGGAGGACAAUGAGAUAUACAGCGGGGUAAUUGCAGGCGGCACAUACUCAAAGUUCAUCGAUGCAAGAAUUCCCGGUCCUGUCACUAAUGUUACAUUUAUCUGGAAAAUAUUACUUAAUCUCUUUAAUCAAAAGCUGGGAGCGAAAUCUGUGACCGUGCAGGACGGAAAAGGAACAGUGUACAAGUUCUGCGGUAAUGCGAUCACGAGAGACGGCGUUCCUCAGACUCUCCACCAUUGUCCUUAAUCCUCCCCGGCAUCACUCUGCUCAGGGUGACAGUAAUAAAGUGAUAAUGGUGUAA